Messenger RNA from Trametes versicolor FP-101664 SS1, 720 nucleotides. Its product is annotated as NAD-P-binding protein. Bases 1 to 720 code for a protein of 239 amino acids. NCBI's taxonomy places the organism in Eukaryota, Fungi, Basidiomycota, Agaricomycetes, Polyporales, Polyporaceae. The transcript is spliced from 5 exons. The record is from RefSeq and is a predicted model, not a curated record.
AUGUCCACAGCUCGUCCUACCUCUUGGCUCGUUACCGGAGCAAACCGCGGCAUUGGUUUCGAGAUCGUGCGGCAGCUGCUCUCGUCUCCGACCAAUGUCGUCGUAGCGGCUGCUCGUACUCCAGAAAAGGCGACCGCUCUAAAGGACUUGCAGAAGACAGCGAAAGGGACGCUGCACGUUAUCAAGCUCGACGUCAGCGACUUUGAGAGCAUCCGAGCGUCCGCGAAGGAUCUACAGGCGAUCCUCGGCGACAGUGGCCUCGAAUACCUCAUCAACAACGCUGCUGUUGGACCUCUCGAUACCGUGUUCACCAUGGAGGCGGAAGGGCUUCUAGACACCUUUAAGACGAAUUCCGUCGGCCCUGCGCUGGUCUCGCAGGUAGCCCUUCCCUUUCUCGAGAAAGGCACGGAAAAGAAGAUCCUGCAUAUCUCGAGCACUGGGGGGAGCAUCGGGACCGCAGGCCAUGUCGGCGCACGUUUUGGGUCCUACUCCAUGACCAAGGCUGCUUUGAACAUGCUCGCGUACAAACAGAAGCUGGAGCGCCCAGAUUUUACGGUCAUCACCUUGUGCCCUGGAUGGGUUAAGACAGACAUGGGUGGCGAGGGAGCGCAGCUCGAGCCGCACGAGAGCGUUUCGGGUAUCCUCAAGAUAAUCACCUCCGCGACCACCACCGACAGCGGCAAGUACCUGCGCUACAAUGGCGAGACUAUCCCAUGGUGA